Molecule: messenger RNA, 3919 nt
Organism: Rhodamnia argentea
Lineage: Eukaryota; Viridiplantae; Streptophyta; Magnoliopsida; Myrtales; Myrtaceae
Exons: 5
Coding region: 50-3805 (1251 amino acids)
Biological process (GO): mitotic sister chromatid segregation
Cellular component (GO): condensin complex; nucleus
Source: RefSeq, a predicted model, not a curated record
AAAAGCCAGGGACGUCUCCAUUUUCCCUCUCCUUCUCUCUCCUUCGCCAAUGGAGAAGCGGCUUCGCUCCUCCCUCAAAUCCUCGCCGGAAGAGUUCCUUUCCGCCAUCGCAGACCUCAACCUCAAAUCCUCGAAGGCCACCCUCAAGUCCAUCCUCCACUCUCAGUCCCCGUCUCUCUCCUCGUCGUCGUUCACCCUCGCCCUGCACCGCGCCAUCUCUCAGUCCGUCGCCUCUUUCCAGAACCUCCUCCGCAGUUCCCCGGAUGCGGACCCCGCCGAUUUCGCCUCCCCUCCUUCGAAGCGUCCCCGCCGUUCCUCCAGGCUCUCCGAGCCUCGGGACGGCGGGCCCCCGCCGAGCCUCGAUCGCCGGAGGCAGAAGCUCCUGGAGAGGCUUCGGGUCUUGGCGCACGUGGCACGGCUGUGCGUCUCGGCCGCUCGCGGGGCAUGCUUGGCGGACGAUCUGUUGCCGGCGGUGCGGGCGCUGCACGAUAAUCUGGUUCUCUUCGAGUCGGACUCCGUCUUGUCGGCGGAGAUUGUGGGCUUGUGUGAGGAUUGGUGGAAGGGCGAUCUUCCCGGGAGAGAGAAUUUGAUUUCGCAGUUCCUGCCGUUCCUGGUGUCCAGGUCCCUGACUUUGAAGAAGAAGGUCGACGUGAGUAGGGUUUACACGAUGCGUGAUGCGUUCGGCUUGUUUGAUUUUGAGGAUGACAGCAUCGACGACUUGAAGAUGUUGUUGAUUCGGUGUGUGAUCUCGCCAUUAUAUUUGAAAACCGAGGAAGGGAAGCGAUUUGUGGCAUUCAUGUUUGGGCUGAGCAGGCAGCUUGUGAAGGAAGCUUUGGCUAUGAUUAAAUCGCAGAUUCCGUUCGGAAGGAAGUCGAUUUUGGAGGCAUAUGGGGAUAUACUGUUCAGGGCGUGGAAUGCUGCGCAAGGAGAUUCAAAAGAUGAGAUUGAAAAUGGGUUUUUGCAGGGUUUAAUUGAAGGGGCGAUACACUCGAGUUCCCCAGCACUUGCAACAUCUAUCAGAAGAGUCUUGGGUGGGUUUAUCAAUCAGCGCACUGUUGAUGGCGUUGAGAAGGUCCUUUUCCGUUUGACUGAGCCAGUACUUUUCCGCUCACUACAGGUCGCAAACUCAGAUGUUCGACAGAAUGCACUGCACUUACUGCUGGACGUGUUCCCUUUAGAAGAUCCAGAUGCCACUAAAGAGGUUAAGGACAGCUUUCUUGACAGACAGUUCUAUUUGUUGGAAAGACUGCUCAAGGAUGGUUGUCCCGAUGUAAGAGUUGUUGCAGUAGAAGGUUGUUGCCGCAUCCUUAAUCUGUUCUGGGAAGUUAUUCCUUCAUCUACCAUCACCAAGAUUAUUACAAUGAUUUUCGAUGACAUGGCGUAUGACAACUGCAGUGAAGUUAGGCUUUCCACUAUAAAUGGAGUUGCAUAUUUGCUUGGUAAUGCACAGUCACAUGAGGUUCUUAAAGUGCUACUACCAAGACUUGGGCAUCUGAUUACGGAUGGUACUCUUUCCGUGCGGGUUGCCCUAAUUGAACUUCUCCUCCUCAUUAGAGAUAUUCAAUCUUUCCAGUUUAAUAAGGUGGUAACACUCGAAGCACUGCUGUCCACGCUUGCGACUGAUCAGGCACAAGUUGCUCAAAAGAUCACUAGAUUGCUUUCGCCAUCAUAUUUUCCCUCCAAAGUAACUUUUGAAGAGGCAUGUAAUCGAUGUGUUACACUUAUUAAGAGGUCGCCCAAGGCUGGAGCAAGGUUUUGUGAGUAUGCUGCUCUGGAAGGUGCACCAUUGAAGUGUCUUAUGCACCUUUUCAAAGUGUUUAUUAGUUUUGUCUUGUCAACCGAUAAGCUGAAUGAAGAUCAGAUUGAGGGUUUACUUGACGCUGCAGCUUACAUCUGUAAGCAACUUGUUGGUGAGCCAUCAUACAAGGAUGCCAUCAAGGAAAUGUUUGCAAAUGACAAGCUGAAUUGCUUAUUUGCUGCGGCACCAACUGCGCAUGCUCAAUCUUCUGUUCUCAAUAUCGUCUCUGCCAUCUCUCCAGAUGAUGUUUCAGGGCUCAUUGAAGAAUGUGGGCGCCUAGUCAUGGACUGUAUUGGCAUAUCUGAAAAUGAAGAAAGACAAUCUGAAGUAAGAAGUGCCCAUAAGUUGUUGCUUCUUUAUGAUCAAUGUGAUGAUAUGUUUGAUGCUUUCUCAAAAUUGCUGCAAAAUGCUGCUUUCCAUUGCCAUAAGAAGUUUGGCAUUGAUAUGUCAGAGAAGCAGAGUAUGUCCUCUUCAAAAAGGAGAAAAAACCAGUCAUCACUGAAAACAUUAGCUAAAAAGAGAAGUGUCAGCCAGCAGACACCAUCCAGCUUUGAGGAUGGCUAUUUGGCUGCUGUAGGAGUAGCCUGGCAAAUAAAAGACUUGCUUGGAUGUGAGGACUCUCGGAAGGCUCUGCUGGCUUCUUCAUCUCGUGAACUGAUUCUUAGUACUCUAAAGGUUAUUGCCACAGCCAGCAUUGUGGAGUGUGUGAAUGUUGAAUACAUGAGCAUAUACCCUCUAUUGGCAUAUACAGCCUUGGUGCUGCACAUGGCCUCAGCAGAUCUUAGCCAGAGUAGUUCACAGAGCUCUCAAAACAGGACGUAUAGCACAUCUAACCCUUCAAGAGCAGUGAUAAAGGUUAUGGAUCAGUUGCUAAAUUGUGCGGAGAAGCUGCUCAGAGAUGGUGGCCCUGUUAAUCCUGCCAUGUCGUCCUUAAAGCAUGGACAAAAUUGUCGGAGGAAGGAUUAUUCCUCUGGACAAAAAGAAAAGGAACCAGCAACAGACGCUUCUCAACCAAGUGAUGGCGGUUCUCUACAACCAACAGGAAAAAGGAUAUCCAGAAAGGUGAAGAUGCUAACCGCAAUUUUCAAGUUCAUAAGUGAUGCUGUAACCUUGAGAUUUUAUUCCGACAAUUAUGGGAGAUGCUUACAUUACUCAUCAGCAGCCGUUCGACAGAUUAUCUCAGAUUUAGCGGAACUAUCUAGCCACUCAUUGCAAUUGACAGAGGAUGACAUGAAAGAAAUAACCAUGUGUCUGAAGAGCUCCUUCACUUACAUGGUAAAAUUGCUUAAUCUAGUCCUCACAGACACCAGCGAAGCUUCAAGAAUUCCGUUGGAAAUAUUUGAUCUAGCCAAUCUUUUGUUCGAUCUGAUAAUCAGUGUCGAGUUAUCAUUGGGAUAUGGAUGUGCCAUGCGUCUUAUCGCAGCAGCAAAACCAUGGUUCCCUGAUUUGGUUGUGGCCCUGGGAUCCACAUAUAUGCUGAACAAGAUCCAUGGAGAUACCUCUUUAACUGUGUCGGAUAUUUCGACCCAUUUUCCAUCAUGGCCUUCGGUUGUUGCAAGAAUGGAGGUAGACGAACUCUCUGAAGAUUGUUCUGAAGAGGAGGAUGAGAGCAUCUCUCAAUCUGAGAAGUACCCAGCAUUUAAGAAGGUAAUGCAAACGGUACUCGUUCUGCUGAAAGCAAAUGCUAAUCUACUUGAUGCAGUUGGAAUGAUUUUCUUGGCUGGUUCAGUGAUCGGGCUCGAGAGGGAUAACGACGGCCUUGUGUCGGGACUCUUGCACUUUGUGAUUGCAAAGCUAGUUGGGCAAGAAAAUCGACAUUGGGAUCAACUUGAUACAAUGUUGGCUUCUCUUGAUCAAAUCUAUCUUCCGAUUGAGAAAAAGCUUGGAGAACAAAUUUCAGGGUAUAGACAGAACCAAUUGAAUGCUGCUCGGGCUUUGCUUGAACCUGUUUGGAUGAAUCAUCAUAACUUUGAAAGUGGGAGGUUUUCUGAGAUGGAUGAACAAUAACGGGGCGUAUGCGCAACUUGUACAGAGAAUUACUCUUGGUCUCCAGACUAGGGAAGUUUGUCAAAUUGUAAGGCGGGAUAAGUUCCCCAAAGCUUAUGAGAAUUUUGUUGUCGU